AUGAGAGACCAACUCCGCACACGCUACGAGCUGCGUCCGGUGCGAUCGGACUCAGUGCCCUGGCAGCAAGCCACGGGCAAGCAGGUGCUGUGGAUUGGCUGCUCGGAUAGCGAUUACGAUGAGCUGGAGACCCUGGGUCUCCAGGCCAACCAGGUCUUGGAGUAUCGAAAUCUGGGGAAUAUGGUGAUCGACGACCUUUCUUGUCAGGCCACGCUGGGCUAUGCAUUGGAGCAACUCAAGAUUCGGGACAUUGUCGUCUGCGGGCAUUACGGCUGUCACAUUGUGCAGGGGAAGCCCAACCCGUGCGUGCCGGAACCUUGGAGCAGAACGCUGGAUAUGGUUCGUUCGACGCACAAUCACGCUCUCGACCAAACCAGCGGGCAAGAACGGGACCGAGCGAUGGUUGAAUUGAACAUCCUGGGGCAGGUGCAGUCGUUGAGCCAAGCACACGACCACGACAUCCAGGUCUUCGGGGUGGUGUAUGACCGCGCAUCGAAGACUGGAUACCAAAUCACCGAGGCUGGGUGUUGA
Molecule: messenger RNA, 531 nt
Organism: Aspergillus uvarum CBS 121591
Lineage: Eukaryota; Fungi; Ascomycota; Eurotiomycetes; Eurotiales; Aspergillaceae
Product: putative carbonate dehydratase
Exons: 2
Coding region: 1-531 (176 amino acids)
Biological process (GO): cellular response to oxidative stress; cellular response to carbon dioxide
Cellular component (GO): cytoplasm
Molecular function (GO): carbonate dehydratase activity; zinc ion binding
Source: RefSeq, a predicted model, not a curated record